Molecule: messenger RNA, 726 nt
Organism: Dentiscutata heterogama
Lineage: Eukaryota; Fungi; Glomeromycota; Glomeromycetes; Diversisporales; Gigasporaceae
Source: the annotation of a GenBank genome assembly
AUGUUCCAAAAUAAACAAAGUGAAGGGACCUAUAUAUCAGAUGUUAUUAUGCCUUUGCUUCGAGCCACCUUAAGCAAUUUGCCAAAUGGACAUAUUUGUUUAAGUACUACUGAGUGUCAGAGCUUAGCAAGUAAGUUAUGUAUAAAUGAUGGAGCAGGUAAGAGAAGAAUAGGCAAAAAACCUGAUAUUAUGGCAUUAGAAAAGUGUGAAGGAAAGCUGGUAGAAUAUCUAUAUUUAGAGAGUUCACGUAUUAUCUGCAAUGAUACUAAAAAGAAUGAUGAUGAGACAAAGUUAUGGAGAGAAUUGUUGGACGGGAUUAGUUAUAUAAAUAGCGCAUGUAGACCUACUAGUAACCAGUUUGGUGUGGUUGGAAUUCAGGUGGCCGGUGAAAAGAUAUCUUUAAAUGUCCUGAUAAAUGACGCUAUCGGAAUCCCGAGAUAUUUUCAUGUAGAUCAUGCAGAAAUUCCACUAACUUCUGGCAUAUCAUGGCGGAUAAAGCCCCUAAUGCGAUUACUGCUAACUUUAAGAAAUAUUAUAAUAGUGAACAAAAGUCUGCUUAUUCAAGCAUUAAAGCAGGCUAUUUCACACCCGCCUCGUAAUGUUCACCCAAGUCCCGCCGUCUCUUCACCACGUAGAGAAGAACGUAGAGAAGAACCGGGACAAAAAAGACCCAGGAAGAAUAGUAAAACUAGAAAGUUAACAAAACAAAAAAGCGCACAUUUUUAG